AUGAGAAACUUGAGGAAAACCCCAGAACUCAGUACCUUUCAGGAUACAUCCAUUCCUGAAAACAAAGAAAUUACUCAGGAUAGUAAGACGCUCCUUGAACUUGAAAAACAAGGCGCUUUGAUCACCGAACAAAUCAAAUCUGAUUCACCUAGAUCAAGCAAGAAAGAUAAAAAGAAGAAAAAAGUACAACCCGAAGUUGAGCAAAACCCUAAGAAUACUGAGCCUGAAGUUUCUGUUACGCCGGAAGUUAAAACCGAAACUGUGCAAAUUGUUACUGAAGAAGUUAAAGAAGAAAUUAAAGUUCCAACUAUCAAGCAAAAGGAGAAAAAGAAGAAGUCAACAUCUGAAAGUGAAAAUAAGCCUGACGUUGUUGUUUUAUCAGAAGAAAAACCAGAGACAGUUGAACCAGUAUGUUUGAUCGAGGAGAAACUGGAGGAUACAGUACUAACCGAACCGAGCAAAAAGGAUAAAAAGAAGAAGAAGCCUAGAACAAAAUCUGGGACCGAAACUAAACCUGAAAGUGUUGUUGUAGAAGAUGUAAUAUCAAUUGUUCAACCCGAGGCUGAAAAAGAAAUAUCUAAACCUGAAAUUAAAGAUAUUUCUCUAGAUACACAAACAUUUAUUGAAUUGGAGAAACACUCUGCAGUGAUUGAUGAAACCAUUAAACCUGAAUCGCCUAGGACAAGCAAGAAAAACAAGAAGAAGAAUAAGACAACCUCAGAAUCAGAGAAAAUAACUCCGGAAGUUGAAACGAAGGAAGUGGCUGUAGAAGAAGAAAGACCGAUUGUUAUUGAAACAGUAAAAUUGAAUACGGAAGUAGUUGAAGUUGUUGAAAAAAGUCUGGAAUCAUCAGAAAAGGAGAAGACAUCACCAAGAUCCAGCAAGAAGAAUAAGAACAAGAAAACAAAGUCAACAUCUGAAUCGGAAACAAAUCUUGAAGAAAUUAAACCAGUUGAUCAAAUCAUCACUGAACCACCUAGUGACGUUAAAGUAAAAACUUUGCAAUCCGAAAUUGUCCAAGUUACUCAGAAAAUUCAUUCGUUUAUUGAAGCUGAAAAACAAGAUGCUUUGGUUAAAGAAACUUUGAAACCUGAUUCUCCUAGAUCAAGUAAGAAAGAUAAAAGGAAGAAGAGAACAGAAUCUGAAACUGAGACGAAACCACAAGAAAUUUUACCUGAAACCGUAACUGAUUCUGUCAAGCCGGUGGAAAUAACAGAAGUAGUUGACAUUGUAGUUAAAUCAAUUGAACAUCCUGUGCCAGAACAGAAAUCUGAUGAAGCACCGUCACCAAAAGCAAGCAAGAAAGACAAAAAGAGAAGAAGGACUAUUUCUUCAACAGAAAAGCCGACUGAGAAUGUCAAAUCUGAGACAGUAACGGAGAUUGUUGCUGAUGUGGUAGUUAGUGACGAAAUUCCUAAAACUCAAGAAAUUGUCCAAGAAACAGUUGCAGUUAUUGAAUUGGAGAAGGAAGAUGUUAAACCUAAAGAGAUUUCACCCAAGUCAAGCAAAAAAGACAAAAAGAAGAAACAACAUGAACUUAUGCCCUCAUCAGACGAGGAAACACUCGUCGCACCUGUUGAUGUUACUGUUGUAGAUUCUAUAAUAACUGAAACUAAAAAAGAAGAAAUUGUUUUAGAAGUAAAUGAAGAUAAACCUAUGCCUCUACCACGAUCUGCCAAAAGUGAUAAAAGUAAAACUUCUGAAUCGGAGAGGAAGAUUUUGGAAGAUCCACCAGAAAUUGUUGGUUCGUCAAAACCAACUAAAAAAGAUAGAAAGAAGAAGAAAUCAGAAAGUAAAUCCGAAGAAACACUUGAAAGAAUGGAACAAGUUGAGAUUCCAGUAGUUCCUGUAAAAGAAGUUCAAGAGGAAGUUGUAAAGCAGGAAAAACCAGCGGAUCCUGAACCAACUGUGGUAGCUGUAGCUUAUAAAGGAUUGCCUAUUGAUGACAGUACAUCUUUGUUUGAGAGUGUUCUUGACGAACCAAUGGUUUUCUCGGAUGAUGAACCAAUUGUAACUGAAACCAUAAGUCAAAUUAGCGAACCUGAGAAAGAAAUUUCUGUUUCUGACGUUAUUGAAGUUGUUGAAGAAAAACCGGAAGAAAGGAAACCUGUAGUGAAAGACAGAAAGAAAAAGAAGCAUACUAAAUCAGAAACCGAAGAAAAGCUAUCCGAAAUUGUUGUCACUGAAGAAAUUAAAGUAACGACAGAAGUUACCACUGAUACAGAUACUGAUAAACAGAAUGAUCAGAAAGAAGAUGUGGAAUGGUCAACAUCUAGUAAAAAGGAUAAAAAGAAGAGGAAAAAUACAAAAUCUACUAGUGAAGAUAAACCUGUUGAAGCGACAACUGAAGUAACUGAAAUUCCUAAAACUGUGAACGUAACUGAAAUACCAGAUAAAACUCAAGAAAUAAUUUCAUUUAUUGAAACAGAAAAACAGCAUGCUGAACAAGAACAAAAACCAGAGUCACCAAAAUCUAAAAAGAAGGACAAGAAAAAGAAUAAACCAAAUGAAGGGCAAGAAAUUGAAGAAAAAUUAAUAUCUGAUGUUAAACUUGAAAUUUCCAUUGAUCAACCGGAAUCAGUAAUAUCUACUGAACAUUCUGAAGUUAAAACUGAAGUGAUUAUAUCUACAGAACCAGAGCAAACCGUAGAAACACCAAAUGUAGUUGAUUCUCCAAGAGGAAGCAAAAAAGAUAAAAAGAAGAAAAAACAAAUUCCUCUUGAGGAAACUCCAGUAGUGACGACAACAGAAACGGUUGUAACUAAUAUUGAAAAGGGCGUAGAAGUUGUCGAAGAAGUUAACAAAGUUAUAGAAUCCGAAGUGCAACAUGUAGUUAGAGAUGAAAUUGAAGAACAAAAGCCAAAGGUUGUUGAUUCGCCCGGAUCUAGUAAAAAGGACAAGAGAAAGAAGAAACACACUACAUCCGAAAGUGAAAAUAAACCCGUGGAUGUUGUUGUUCAGGAAGUCCCCGAACCAAAGUCGGAAAUUGGUGAAGUAACUUCGGUUACAACUGAAAUUAUUAGUAAUACUAUCAGUACACAGGAAGAAAAUUUAAAACAAACUGAAGAAGCGAAGGUCGAAUUACCUGCUACUGUACAGAGUCCUCGCUCAAGCAAAAAGGAUAAAAAGAAGAAGAAAGAAGUCUCAAAAGUGCCUAUUGAUGAUAAACCUGAAGCAAUUCCUAUUGUAUCAGAAGAACAAAAAGAUGCACCAGCAGCAAUUGUGCCAGAGACUCCAGUUUUGGCUGAAGUAGCAAAGAUUAAAGAAGAAGUAGCGGUUGAGGUUGCGGAAAUAAAAGAAGAAACACCAGUAAAAGUUGCUUACAAAGGUUUACCAAUUGAUGACAGUUCUAAAAUUUGGGACGACUUGUUCGAUCAACCAAUGGUACUCUCAGAUGAUGAACCAACAGUUGAAACUAGCACUAUUAUAACUGAAACAGUAACUGAAAUUAUCAAAGAACCAGUUGAUCAUAAAGUGGACGAUAAAGUUAUAAAAACAGUUGAAAAGGUUGAAGCAAGUGAAUCAGAACCAUCACAAGAAGGUGAAUUACCUAAAGCAGGUAAAAAUGAUAAAAAGAAGAAGAAACUAGUUAAACAGGAUGAUAAAGUAGAUGAAUUGGUGGUUAUUGAAACAACAACUGUAACUAAGAAAGUUAAGCCAGCAAUUGUAGAAACAAGUGACUUAUUGGAAAAGGUAGUAUCAGAGCCUGAAGAAAAUGUAGUAAAACCAACUAAAAAGGAGAGGAAAACAAAGAAGGAAACAAGUCCUAAAGCGGUGGUUGAUAUAAUUGACAAUUUGGGUACCAAAAUAACAGAUACCAAUACGGUAAAUACUAAGAAUGUGGAAACUUCCGAAUCGGUAACAUCAUAUUCUGAAAUAUUGCGUAAAUCUAAACCGGAAACAAUUCACUCUGUACAAACUGAUCAGCACUUUGAAACUUUCCCACGCACAAACAAAAUAGUCCUAAUCACCCAUGAAGAAAUCAAACUUAAACCUGUCUUAUCACGCGAGAUACAAUUAGUAGAGACGCCGAUAACAACAGAAACAUUUAUUGAACAAUCACCUGAGAUCACUAAACUUGAAGAAGAUACGGAUGAUAGCAAAGCGAUGGAUAUUUCAAUCAAAUCCACAGACUCUGGUGUUAUUAGCGCUCAAGAUAUAGAUAUCGAAAUGGCCAUAUUUGGUUCAGUGAAACACCGACCAAAUGCUCCUGUAACAAUGCUCACGUCAGAAAUCAAAAAACCUGGUAAAAAGCAGGCGUCGCAAAAACAAGCUCUAAAUGACAAACAGGGCCUGGAAACUACGCUUGUGACAGGUGCGCAACGAAUCGACCGCUUAGACUCGGUGAUUGAUGUCGAGGUGCAUUCGAUUGAGGAAGUUAUGAACAUCGUGGAGAAGCGGCGCGGCCAGCAACAGCCACAGAAACGCAAAGGUUUGCCUGAUACUGACUCAGUUUUACCCGAGUCAGAAUCUCCUAAACAGAUUGAUAGUCAGGAGCAACUGACAGAUGUGGUCGAUACAUAUCUCGGUUGUUCCGAUGAGGAGCUCAGAGCUAAAAUUAUCCCCUCGCCGCUUUCAGAUGACGAAACCGACCAGUCAACUACGGCGAAGGACGAGACAAGCGAGAGCAAUCGCGAUGAACCGGCUGACACCAAACGCAAACCACGUCGCAAACGCAAUAAGAAUAAAACUCCUCGUGGUGAGGAAGAAGUGACUCCUGAAAGUGGAGCAUGUGCAGUGGCACAACCUGUAGUUGCUACAAGUCAGGUUGAACCAGCUGUGUGGAAAAAAUCGUUUGCAGAGCCUGAAACUAAGACAGAAAAUGUGGAACCUGUAAAAGUGGAAGAUCCUGAUCUGGAUACCUCUGAAUGUCAAGAGGUGGUUGAGAAGCGUAGAAGGAAACGCAAUCGAAAGUCAAAAUCUGAAGAUGAAACUAAAAAAGUAGCAGAAGAUGUUGCUCCAGUUGAACACCAACAAGCAGAAUCUCCUAGUUCAACACAGGAAAUGCCUUCUUCAAUGGUUGAAAGUAUCAGUGAGGGUGAAGCGGUAACACCUCGAACGCCUCGCAGGCGUAAUAAGAAGAAAAAGGAGGUUGUUGAGGAGAAUGUUGCAGAAGUGACACCUACUAGUAUUCCUGAUGAGGUUGUAGAGGAAAUCUUGAAGGAAGGACCUGUGGUACCUGAAGAGGUCCCUGAUGUUGGUAAAACUGAAGAACAGAGUGCACCAAGCAAAAAGAAGCGUAAAAAUAAAAAGAAAGUAAAUACUCCAAGAUUAGAUGAUUCUUGUGCUGAUAUUCCGGAGCUUACCAAAGAUAUUAUAUCGGAUACGAUACCGGAGAAUAAAGUUGAAAACAAAGAAGAAAUUAUUGUAUCAGAAACUGCUACAGAGUCUGAGGCAGAAACAUCUACAAAGAAAAAGAAACGUAAUAAGAAGAAAACUGGAAGCGUACCAUCAACACCAAGGGUUGAUGUUUUAAAUGAUGAGACAGUUGAAGCAGAGAUUCAAAAGAUUUUGGAUAAACCAGACGUAGUUGAUGAGACUUUGAUAUCUGUUGAGCAGCAAAUUCCUAGUGAUACUCCUCGUGAAAGUGCUGAAACUCCGCAACCUGAAAAGAAAAAACGUAACAGGCAUAAGAAGAAAUCAGGUUCGGAACCAUCAUCACCCAGGGAAAACAAGCCUGCACCUGAAUUUAUGCAAUUCGCAACUGUUCAAGAGCCAAAUGUUGAUCCAAUUGUCCAAACUGAUAACAAUACUGUUGUAACAGGCACUAUCCUUUCAGAAGAAACUGUUGCAUCGAAAGUUAUUGACACUCGGGAGACAUUUGAAGAAUGCAAACCUAAAAGUAGAAACAAAAAAUCGAUAAAACCUGAAGAACAUGUUUCCUCUCAGUUAAGUACUGAGGAAGAAACAGGAAAAUCUGAUUCUAUGGAUGAUAGAACGCCCAAAAUAAAGAAAACAAAGUCUGUUUCAUUUGAGGAAAUUCCUCAGGUGAUUGAAAUUGAAACGCAACAACAUGAAGCAACACCACCCCCUCCUGAGAAACCAAAGAAACCAGUGUUUCAACCAACAGGAGUGUUAUGGACGGAUUUGUUAGAAGCUGAGGAUAAUAAGCUGAUGACUGAGGUUCCGGACUUUAUGACAAUGAGCGGAAGUGGUUUCCAUUCAUCAGUGUAUGACAUGGCUAGAAUUAUUGAUGAAGAACUUGAAAAUUGCGAUGAUAGCACGCAACCAGCUAUAUUACAAGUGGAAGAAAUUACGAAAUUCGUAGAUAACAUUGUUGAUGACGUUCCUAAGAAGAAAGGAUCUAUUGAUGAUGAUUUUGUAAUGGUUUUAGAAGAGGAUGUACCCAAAGUUGAAGAAAAUCAAGACGUUAAAGAGGUUGAUGUAACUAAGGACGAUGCGAAAGUUGAAGAAAUUACGGAAGUGAAAGCUGCAGAUCAAACUAAAGAAGAAGUCAAAAUUGAAGAUAUUUCUUUGGUACAGGAUACCCAUGUUGAAGUAGUUGCUUCAGGGAAAUCGAAGAAACAUAAGAGUAAAAAAGGACAUAAAGACAAGGGUAACAAAGAGAAAAAGGAAGAAGUAGUGGAACCUAUUAUUACAGUAGAGAAGGACACUACAAAAAUUAACAAAGAAGAACUGACUUUGGACCUAGAUGAUUUUAAAAUGUCUGAUUCGAGCUCAAACGCAUCACCUAUGUUGACCCCUCUUCCUACUGGUACGGUUGAUAUCCCAACAACACCAUCUAAAUCCCAAUUUGAAGAAAUUGUUCAUAAAGCAACGGAAUUUGUUCCUAAAAUAAGACCCUCAGAUUUGAAUCCAAAUGCCCGUGAAUUUAUUCCUGGUUUGGAGAAGACUAAAUCUGAAAUAAUAGAAAGUGUUACGAUUAAAACCGAAACCUCCAACCCUGAAUGGGGAUAUGACAAAGUAAUGACCAGCCCAUCUGCAGGUUUCAUUAGCAAAGAAGACGAUGAUUUUCCUCCUGUGCAUUCAUGGGUUCAUGACAUCUUGGAUGAUUCUGAAGAAUUAGAAACUCCGAAACCCAUUGAAGUGAAGGUAGAGGAAGUAACGCCACCUAAAGUGUCGGAUGUUAGUGAAACCAAACCUAAAGCAAAACCCAUGCAACGUAAAUCUAAAUCACCUAAGACAAGGUCUUCACCCGAAAAAUUAAAGGAUUUAGUACCUUUAUGCAAAGAAGUUAAGGAAACACAGGAAGUACUAAUAAAUCAACCAAUUAAUGUCUGGACUGCACAAAGUGAUGGUCAGACUUAUGCAGAUAUUGUUGCAGCAAAUACAGGCUCUAAAUCCGAAGAACAAUUACCUGUAGUUGAUGCUACCAAGGUUGAAGCACCUUCAAGUCCAAGUUUGAAGAAAAGACCGGUGGAGAUUGUCCUCACUAAAGUGAUAGUAACAAAAGAAGAAGAAACAUCUGAAAGUGAUGGUAAUAUACAAAUGAGCCCCAAAAAAUCUAAGAGGAAAUCUAGAUCUGGCAACAAGAAUGUAGUUGCUAAUGAUCAACCUCUGGAGGAAAUUGUCAACGAACCUUUUGAACCGGAACCAGUUGCACCACAAACACAUAAAAAGGAUGUAAAAGUUAAGAUCAAGGAUCCAAAGAGGCCUAAUAAACAUACCAUCAAAGGAGAGUUGAAUUACGAAAUUAAAUAUGACUUGGAACACAUGAAUCAAUCUCUGGAAGGUAUAACACCUGAACAAAGUUUCAUUGAUACUUCAUUGGAGCCAGUUGUAAUUGAACCUAUUCAACUUUCACAAGUUGAGAACUCUUCUCCUUUAACAUAUGCUAAAGUAUUUGGUACGAAGGUACAACCCACUUCAGAACAACCUAUUGAGGUGGUAUCACCUAAGGAUAGUCCUAAGGAAGCGAAACCAUCUAUUCCUGUGCAUAUUGAGGUUAUUUGUGAUACUACUACGACUGUUACGAAACGUGAUCCAAUAAAUGUGGAUGAAGAAGGUUUCAUUACUAUUCCGGUUCGUAGUAGAUCUAGGUCGAGGUCUAGGAAUCGUGUUCAGGGCGCAUUGUCACUAUCUCCACCUGUCAAUAAAUCAUCUAAGACGGAUACAAUUGAAAUUGAAGCUAAAGUGGAAGAGAAAGUACCAUCUUGGGCUAACAUUGCUUCUCAGAAGGAAGAAGCUGACGUACCUAAAGUUUCAGAUAUUGUGAAGCAGUUUGAAGAAGCUGCUAAAGAAGAAAGUCCCGAUGAUAAGAAAAAAGACAAAAAAUCUAAGAAAGAAAAGAAGGAAAAGCAAACAUCUGGUUUGAGUGGCUUGAUAUCAUCUGUAAAGUCAGUAUUUUCUCAUUCAAAGAAUGUUAAUCAAGCGGAAUCUAAGGAACUGAAAGAAGCUAAACAAAAGGCUAAAAAGGACAAGAAGAUUAAAGAAGAAUCAGAAGCACAUGCACAAGAAGUUAAGGAUAUUGUGAAGGAAGUUUACCGGGAGAUGGGACAAGCUCCUCCAAAAACAAAAAAGGACAAAGACAAGAAAGAAAAGAAAUCCAAGUCCGAUGUUGUAAUGGUUCCUGGUGUUGUUGAGUCUUUAGAAGGAGAGAUUGAUGAAAUAUUUGUGCAACUUACUGAACCAUCUGCCGAUAGUAAAUCUGAGCCAUCUGUAAAGGUGGAGAAGGUAGAAGUUGAGGUAACACCAGAAGUUUCUGCCAUUAAAGAAACUACUAGUAUUCAGCCUGCAGCCGAUUAUCCCCUAGCUGAAAAACGCAGUUCAUUUAUUGGCAGUUUACUAGCCAAGGUGACUGGUGGUGAUAGUAAGAAACACAAGGAAAAGAAAGAAAAAGACAAGAAGAAAGAAAAACCUAUGAGAGAGUCUGAAGAAGAAGGUAAACAAUCUGAAAAAGAAGAAACAAAAUCAAAGGAAAGCAAAAAGGAAUCAAAGAAAAAGAAGAAGAAGGAUGCAAAAAACGAUAAUAAAACUAACAAAGAAGAAAUCAUUGAAGAAGUAAAACCCAAGAAAGACAUUGAAGGUAAUCUACUGAUUGACAUUGAUUUGAAACCUGAAAAGACUUUUGAGAUCCCGAAGAAGGACAUUGAAGGAAAUAUCUUGGAUAAAGAAUCAAAAAUGUUAGAAGUUCUCCUGAAACAAGAACCGGUCACACCAAAAGUUGAAAAAGUUGCUCCUACGAAAACACCACCGCAGGUACCAUUUGAAGAAACUGAUGACUCCGAACUAUCACAAAACCUAGUUCAAGAAGAUUACUGGUCUGAUAGAUCUAUGUACAUGAGUGCUGAAGAAGAUUACUUCCUAUCGCUUGCCCAACAAUUUAAAAAAUCAUCCCCUCCAUCUAAAACAAGUCCAAAAGAUGAUCACGGUGAUCAUGAUGAUAAAGGUGAUUCCGACGGUUCCAAUGGUGGUGGUGGACCAGGUUCAGGUCGUAAAGGUCCAACCUCACACGGUAGCUCCUCAAAUGAUACACAAUAUACUCGCGCAACCCUUCCGGGUGGAAUGUGCCAUUGGCGUGACCAAAGCACAUAUCUCCAAGGUGAAACCCCAACUACUAACCCAAUUGACUUGUCCAAAGUUGCACCCCCCGCCCAAACUACUCCUGUAGGACCUUCCAAGCAGCAACCGACGUCGCCAUCCAAUAGACAACGUCAACGCAGCCAAGCAGAGAUGGGCGAGACCCAUCAGCAGAGCAAGAAGGCCUUAACCGAAGGAGUAGCAGACCUGCAUCAGUCCUUGCAGAACACAGAGAAUUCCAUUGUCGAAUUACCAAAGGAAGGAUUCGAUCAGAUUAUAAACGCGCUGAAGGAUAUUACUGGUGAUUUGAGACAACACGCAGGCGAAGCGAUACGUUUGGAGGGUUUGGUCAUCGAAGUGCCUUCGGAUCAAGAUGUCUACGAAUUAUCACAGACCCUUGCGGGGAUUCGUACCAGGAUAGCUAGUCUGUUGAGUCAGGCUGCUGCUGGUCAAAAGACUCUUGAGGAAGCGAGAGUGAAACACGAUAAGCAACAACAGGAGAUUGUGAUUUAUCAAGAACUUUUGACUGAAAUUGAAUUGUGGUUGCAUACUGUGCGCGAAACCCUUUUGAUUGAAACGCGAGACGCUAGCGCAUUGGACGCGAUCAGUGACGAACUUAAAUCGAAAGAAUAUAAAUUAGACGAACUUAAAAGUGUGUGCGAACGUUUCAAGCAGGAUCCUCAGUUGAGAGAGUUUGCGCUCACUCUUGAGGAGCAGCUGAGAACGAUUUUGAUAAUAUUUGCUGAACAUAAGGUGAUUUUAUCGCGUAAAAUUGAAAAUAUUAAAAGAGAACAACAGUUACAACAAGAAGUACCUCCUGAAUUAUCCGUAAAAGAAGAACUCAAAGUGGAAGAGUCUGAAGACACUUUGGAUUCUAUUUCUAUGCCCAUUGAAGAAACUCUUCAACAAGGUAUUUGUAUUGAAACGCAAACCGGUGACAGUUUAUUGGGGACGGUGCCUAUUGAAGAAGAAGACAUGGAGCGUAAAAAGGAGAGUAUUAAGAUUACCAAGACGGUUUCUGGUGGGAUGCAAACCAUUCAUAUUGCUACCAAUCCAACGGAACCUAUUGUGCAAGAACCUGAUGAUUUGACUGUGGCAGCUAAUUAUAAACAGGAAAAAGCUGAUAAUCAAAUUGAAGAUGUAACCACUUCUGAGAUUAAUAUUUCCAGUAUGAAACCUAAUCAAGGGUUUGAAACUGUUUUUGUUGAACCUGAUGAGACUACUACCGAAGUGAUUGUUAAUCCCGAUGGCAGUAAGAGUAUUAUUGUAAAGAAACUUCAUAGAACGCUGGUGCAGCGUCAACAGAAACAUGUUACCACAUCAAGUAGCCACAGCACUAUAAUCACUGGAGAUGAUAAUGUCCCGAUAACGCAGAGCUUUUCUCAGGUCACCCUGAUGGGACAACAGAGUAGUACAUCAAUUGCAGCUAAUGGUAGACAGGAAACACUGACCAGUUCCAACUAUGGUGGUCGUAUUGUGAAAUCAGGUGCUGAUGGCGAAGUGCAAGUGCAUGAAUUUGAAGGUGAGCCAGAAUCGCACUUUUCCGUUAUUGAACAAAAGCCGGAAACAGUGGAGAUGCAAGGAGUGCAAUUCCAUGAAGGAGAUCUUGCGAUGGUUGAUGAAAAUGUUCUUGUUCCUGAAGCCGGGCAGUACCUGGUUGAAAGUGGUGAACUGCACACUUCUUCAUCUAGUGUAAGAGCUGUAGUCCAACAGGUAACUAGGCGUAUUAUCCGCAAAACAAGGAAAAUCAUCCGAAGAGUUGUCAUUGUUGAUGGCAAGGAAACGGUUCAAGAGGAGAUUAUUGAAGAACCCGAGGAAGUUGAAAUUACUGAAGAAGGUGUUCCCCGGGUGAGCAUCAAUGUGAUGAAAACUGAAGGUGUGCAGGUGUUGGACCCGCAACAACAACAACAGGGUUCUUUGGAUGCCGCAAAUACAGAGAGGUAUGUCUCAGUAGCCACAUCACCCAUUCCAGCUGCACCAGUAUCAGUAACCAGUACCAAGAGUAGCCCCGUAUCUGCACCGGCUUCGGUUACUUCCCGUAUUGAGGCGCAAGUUGAUGAGAAGUUGGCUUCUGGUAGCUCGAACCCGCUUUCCGCACCACCUAGCUCGGAAGAUACACCAUCCGAUGGCCGGAAGAAGGGCGGCAAGAAAAAGGGCAAGAGACCGCUCGAUGAUAAAAGUAUAGUUAGCGAUUUUAUUUCUGCAGAAGCGGUGUCGUCGAUGCAAGCACCUCACCCUUCCCCGGAUGUGAUUCAAACUAAGAUUACCACCACUACGACAACAACGCAAUCGCCGACUAUUAAAACAACUGGCGAUGAAACUAAACCUGAACAAACAUCAAGGCCUAGUUCAAAAUUGGAGUUUCUUCAAUUACAACAUGAAUUGGAUACUGCUGAACCCAUUGAGGUGAAUGUUACUCAGACUGAGAUUUGCGUUAAACCUAUUACACCGGUUCCGGAAGUAAUUCAACCAGAAAGUCCAAAAAUUGUUGUUAAAACAUCGAAAACCGGAACACCUUUGAUUCUAACUCCUACUCCUACUCCAACACGAACACCUACACCAGUUCCUGUAGAAGAAGAUGACACUGGAAUUAAGGUAGAGAUUACCAACACUGAGAUUGAUGUAGAGAUGACACCUGAAGAACUUAGAUAUGAGAUCACACUAACACCGGUAGAUGCUCUUGACGUACCGUUGGUGGAGGAGCCUGUUUCUGAGACUGUAUCUCUCGCUGGUGAUGAUUCCGCAAGUGACAAGUUGAAUAUUCAAGAGAUUGUUGCUGAAGAAAUUGAACGUGUUAUUAAUGACGAUCCUGCUUUCAAGUCAUCUACCAUGGAAUUUAUUCUAAGUGAGAAAGCCCAAAGCAUCCCCACUCCUACUAGUGUUGAAGAACCAUCAAAGGGCAGCAAAAAGAAGAAGGAUAAGAAGGACAAAAAGAAGGAUUCGCCAACUUUAGACAUUACUGAGGUAAAGGAUUCUGUUACUACUGUUUAUGGCUCUGUACCCGCAACUGAAGAACGUGUAGAAAUUCAACUACACUUGGAAGAACAGCAACCCAAGAAGACAACCGAAAAAACUAUGGACAAGUCGAUGGAAAUUAAGUUCAAGGAUAGCGCUGUUUCUCCAAUGGUCUUCAAGCCAGAGAGCGAACAUGAAGAUAGCAUUACCAGUGGUGAUUUGGACAGCGGAGGGCGAAAGAGUCGAAAGAAAAAGAAACGUAAAGAUGAUCAGAAAGAAAUGACCCCCGAUUACUCAACUUCACUGGCUGACUCUACCGAGAUUAGCAUGCCAGAGGAAGAUUCCUCCAGACAGGAGGAAUCGCCUAAGCCUACCAUGGAAUCCUUUGAUACUUCGGAACAUGAUCAAGACGAAUUUGCUAGUAAGUCUGGCUACGAAGCCGACAAAACUACUGUAGAUGAAAGCCUAGCAGAUGAUGAUGAUAUGGAUAAGAAGAAGAAGAAACGCAAGAAGCGCAAGCAAAAAUUAAAACCUGAAGAGACUGAAGAAUCUAACGCUCCUGUUUCUACCUAUGACUCAUCGGUUGUGGGUGAAUCUAUUCAGUUUACUGAUGAUGAAGUAGUGCCUGAGGCUUCGCAUAAGAAACCGGCGGAGGAUGCAAAGAAACGUAAGAAAGAUAAGAAGGGCAAAAAGUCAAAGCCUAAGGAUGAAGAGUCUGGAACUGAAGAAGCUAAAGACACUGAAGAUGCUGAAGUUCCCCUUCAGGAAGCUGCAGUUGUUCAAAUUACAUCACCAAACGAUUCCUAUAAAAGUAUGUCUAGUCCAUCGGAAGUUGGAACCGUUAAAAUUGUAGAACAAAUGGUUGUCACUCCUGAUAAUCAGGAAACCAUUCGAGAAGUUGAAUUUGGUGUUAUCUCACAGGUUCCUGUGGUUGAGGCUCUAGUCACUCAAGAAAAUAUUGCUCAAACAUCUCCUAUUCCCACCGAAGAAAUUGUUCAACCUGUUGCUACUGAAGUUAUUACCAAAGUAGCAACGGAAGUAAUUUCUGUUCAAACCUCGCCAGAACCUGUUCAAGAAGUAACUGAAAUGGCGAUUCAAACUCAAAUUUCCGAAGAACCAUCACCACAAGUUGUCACAGAAUCUGUUGAAACUGUAACACAGACUAGUCCUUUGGAGGUAAUUGAAGUCCUGGUUCAAACAUCCCGAGAACCCUCUCCAGAAGACAAACCUGUUAGAGAUAGUGUUGAAUUUACUGAGGAAAGUAUUCAGACUGUUGAGGUUCCACAUACGGCAACUGCCAUUCAAACUGUAGAAAUUGAGCCUGAAGUAAAAAUUGAAGAAAUCAGAACACCUGACAAAGUUGAAGUACAAUUGAUUAGCCAAGAGACUCAGGCAGAACCAACAGUUGCUGUUAUUAUGCACUCGGCACAAACAUCACCAAUGCCAUCAGCUCCUCCUGCAGAGUUUGAUAUUGCUGAAACACAGACAUCUAUUCCAUACCCUGAAAGUUAUAUUUUGACUGAUGCAGCGAAAACAAUUAGUAGUCCUGUGGAAAAUAUUCCUUCACCUCCUGUUGUCCCAGUUUUGGAAGCAGAAUCCAAGAGUCCUGAUGUUUCUUCAUCGACUGAGUAUGAGUUUUUGAUUCAAACUACGAUUGUUGUGCCGUCUGAUACGGAUACAACUACAGAUCUAACAACACCAAGAGAAGCACAUACCGGAGUGAAAUCGCCCUCGAGUAAUGAAGAUGACAAUGAGGAAUUUUUGGAUUCUGAACGAGGUCCUCAAAAAUCUAAGCGGAAACGUAAUCGGAAGAAGCAUCCUAAACAACAACACCAAGAAGAUGUGGGAGAGUCUCCUCAGCCUGAAGAACAACCAGUUACUAAAGAUGUAGAAGGAUACCUUGACCCAAGGGACCUUUAUGCAGAUGUAACUAAAAGAGGAUCACGAUCAACAUCACCGGCAACUUCAGAACACAAACAGGAAGUUGACGUCAUUUCUCAAGAACAACCCAUCGUUACAGAUUUAGAUGUUCAGGAUGUUGAGGAACCUAUUGAUGUAUUGGUAAAAACAACGAAAGUAACAACCACAGCUAUGAAGAAAAUUGAUCCCAAGGCAGCUAAUCUUGCUCUGCUUGAUAAUGAAAGAAUGCAGGCUACCGCUGGUGACGUAACUCCAACCGUGUCAUCUCCAGAAACUCAAAUUGAUGUCAAUAUCAACAUAAAAAUUGAAUCUUCUGAGGAUGAAGAUAAAGCUGGUAAAGGCGAAAAGGGUAAAAAGAAGAAAAACAAGAAAAAUAAAGGCGCCAAAGACACUAAAGAUUCUACGGAUGUGAGAACUCCAGAAAUGGUAGUUCAAGAUAAUGUAUUGGUUGGCGAAGCUAUCGGUAAAGAUAAAAAGAAGAAGCCCAAGAAGAAGUCUAGUAGUUCACCCAUCGAAGAUAAACUUGCAGCUGGUGAUUCUUGGGAUAUUGAUUCCGAGAAGAACGAUGAUUGGGAAAUUGUAACAGGAGAUGAAAUUAAGGAAGAUGUUACAACAACAGAUGUGGAUAGAGAAAUUCUAACAGAAGACCGAACAAUAGCUAAAACACCAGAAAAGACGCCUGAUGAAGAAGAAAUCAAAGUACAAACAGAUGUGGUUACUACCAUUGAAAAGAAAGAAACAGAAAUUUCUGAAGAGAAAAUUACGAUAACUGAGGAACAGAAGGAUCCUAUUAAUAAAAAAGAAGCCAAGCCGGGUGAUGAACAUAUUUCACCUAUGAGCGAAGAACAAGAACCAUCUGAGGAUGACCUCGCAGGCAAAAGUAAAAAGAAAAGAAACCGCAAGAAGAAAGGCGGUAAACAAUCUGAUGACUUAUCAUCACCAACUUCCCCUUCAGAUUCCGAGAACAAAAGUUUAGAAAUCCCAGUGGAGGAAUCAAUUAAAAAGUCUUCUGAACCAGAAUUAAUUCAAACAUCAACAACAGAAUUGGUAACAGCAGAUGGUCAACCAAUCAACAUCCACACAACAAUUAUUACAUCCGAAGUACAAGAAUCUUCACCUACCGAAAUUCUUACCGAUGUCAAAAUUACUACACAACCACUUACACUCCUUGACGUUCAAGAUUCUACUCCAAAAUCAUUCAGUUCCUCAGACUCAUCGCCAACUGAACCUCAUCCAGAUUCAGACAAUUUGAAAGAUGUGUUGGAACCAAAGAAACGUAAACAAAAGGGAAAAUAUGCUACAUCUGUCACGAUUGAAGAAGUGAUGUCACCAGCUCCUGUUGGUGAUACUCUAUUUAGUCCUGAAGCUGGAGUUCAUACAACUCCACUAUCACCACCUAGCACGAGUUAUGAACCAGUUUGGAAAGACAAUGUAAAACCCAAGGGACAAUCACCAUCACAACAAUUGAUCGAUCAAGAGAAACAAACAGCACCACCUCAGGAAGUUGAUAUCAAGUGGAAUCAAGCCAUGGCUCUAGUCAAAAAGAAGAAUCCGCAAAAUGCCAAGAGUACAACCCAUUUGAGCAACAUUCUGUACUUGGCUACCUUAAAUGAGGUUGUUACGGAUGAAUCUAUCUUACAAAAGAAUAAUGAUGUACAAGACAAUCUAAACAAGCUGAAAAAUGCUGUGGCAAAGAAAGAUCCUGUCAUAAUUGAAGAAACUGUCAUCACUACAAUUGAAACCAUUACAACUUGGUUAGAAACAAUAGAAUACAGAAUAUACCUGCAAAGACAGAAAGCACCUGAUGGACCAUCUGAAGAGAAAGUCAAAGAGUUUACAACGUUAAACGAUGAAAUUGUCAAUAUUAAAAAAUCUAUCACAGAAUUAGAGAACACUCUGAACAACACCAAGGAUGUGUGCAACGAGCAGGAACGCAAUCGUCUGAUUCAAUUUAUUAUUAUACUUCAAGAGAAACUAUCGGAAAUUCAGGAAGUUACAGAUGAGCAUAAACAACAAGCCGCAGAGGAUCUGUAUAAAUGGGAAGAGUUUAUCGCUGGUGUUGAUUCAAUCAAGGACAGUUCAAAGGAUGUCAACAGAAAGUUGGAUGAGCUUACAUCGGUUGAUGCGUCACCUCAGGCCAAAUUUGAUUUAUUGGAAGAGAUUGAAGCAACAAAUAAAUCUAAUCUACAACAGGCCCAUAAACUUAAACAAACAGCACGUAGUUUAAUGCAUUACUAUCCUGGUAAGAGCAUUCCUCACGAGGUUUAUGCUAAUUGUGAAACUUCUAAACAACUCCAACGCCGAAUCGAAGCAGAGCGUGAGAAGGUCAUCCAGCAUUUGGCACUUGCUGACGAAUACGAACAAACCUUGAAAGAUUUUGGACAUAUUGUUGAGAUUGCUGAAUCUUUAGUCAUCAGUCCGAUCAAUGUUCAGGACUUGACCCAUCUUCAAGAUGAAAUUCAAAAUCAUAGAAAGUUCUUUGGAUCCUUGAGCAGUUGUAGAAGUAUUUUGGAAUCUUUGGAGGAAAAUCUUGACGAUGACACAAGGAAUCAACAUUCUCCAUUACAUCAGGAUUUAUACAGACGAGCGAGCACCAUUUUACAGGACCAAGCUACAGGGCGUUUCCAACAGAUGACUCUUGCAGCUUCCAGAUGGACCAUUUCAGACCAAGGAAUGCGAGAUGAACAGAAGUGGUUGCAGGUUGCUCAGCAAAGAGUUCCUAAUCUGAAUAAUGUCACUUCGGCAGAUUAUGACCAAUAUAUCAAUUUGUAUCAGUCGUUGUCGUUGGAUAUAGCACAACAUCAUGCAAAGUUAGUUCAUUUAAAUAACACAGCGAACAAGUUGCAAGAGUUGGUCAAUUGCACAUCAUUAGAGCAGACUUAUACAGAAUCAUUGGAAAUUAUUCAGCGAUUACAGGAGGAUGUUAAUAAUAACCUAAAGCGAUUGAUUGCGUUCCGUGACACGUGGGGAACGUACAACAUUCUAAGUGAUAAGUUGGAGUAUUGGCUGAAGGACGCCGAAAGGGAGUUGGCAACUAUUAAUUUACCCGUUGGCUCCGCCCCUAGCAAUAUGCGUCAGUUUUGGGAAUUAAAAGCGCAACACGAAGUUAACAACGCGUUGCGCAUCAAUGCAGGUAACCAGCUGGAUAGGUCGAUGCAGAUUGUACCCGUUGCUGAUGAAAAUGUCCAAAGACAAUUCCAUUCGGUCUUGCAACAACAAUGGGGCAAAGUAUCCGCUAAAAUCGGUGAAAUACAGAAUGCCAUCAUGGAGUCAAUUUCAGCUUCUGAUGUACCCACCAAUGAAAAGCUAACCAUUUUAGAACAGGAAUUGCAAGAGUUGAAAUCUAGUAUUGAUCAACUUGGUGGUGUGAUUAAGAACGAAGAUGAGCUAGAUUUAUAUGUGGAAAGAUUACAGAUUAUGUCUAAGAGAAUUGAAGCCAUUGAGAACGAACUUGGUAAACUUGGUCUGCUCAAUGCAACAGAAUCUGAAAAAGUUGGUAAAUUACUUGCGCUAUCAAAACGCUUAGAAAUGCAAGUUGCAGAAGAAUUGGAAGGUAGUAAACUUCUUAAAGAGCGUCUACAGAACAUCCAACGCGGUUUAGAACGCGUCAAGAAACAUCACAAUAGAAUUACGGAUGUUUUGGACCAUUGCGAAUCUGCCGAGAAAAUGGGCAGUGAGAGUGUGGAAAAGGCUGUCAAUGAAUGUUAUGAAAUGGGCGAGGAGCUGGUAACACUCUGGCAAGACCUGAUGACUUUAAGACAACUUCUGCACACGCUUCCAAUGAGACUUAAAGUUUCUGUAUCACCGAUUGCAGUGGAACGGGAAAUAUCUGGAUUGAUUGAUAAUCAUACUUUGUUGGAGAAGAGAUGCGGCCAACUUUUGGCUCUUCUGAGAUCCCGAAUGGCACUGUGGCAACGCUUUGAAAGACAACUGGAAUUGGUACAGCAUAGUGUGCAGGAAGCUGAUUUCAUGAUGGAGUUGCUUACUGUUCAAGGAGCUGUAGAUUAUGAACGGUUGAAGAAGGCCACGGAGCGUCUUGAGAGCGUGUCGGGUGAUUUGGUGCGGCGUGAAACGCUGAUCGACGAGCUGAAAUCGAUCGCCGAACCGUUGGCGGCCGACUGCGACGCGGAGGUGGCUGCGAAGGUGGAGGCGGCAGUUGCCGAGGCGUGCACCGCCUGGGAAGACACGUGCGCCAGCCUGAAGCAGCUGUGCGACAAGUACCAACACGCCGCCGGUCUCUGGCAACGUUAUCGUGAAACUUCUGAUGUCUUGCGCGAAUGGAUCGAUGCCAGUAUCGAAAGUGUCAGCGAUUUACAACAACCGGAAGAAGUUGUCAAACAGGUCAAGGUCUGCGAGGAGACAUUAGCCGAACACACCAAAAGGCUUGCCGAAUUGCGCCAGCUGGUUUCAGACAUAGCGGCCGACGUCGGUCUGGACGCGGACGCGCUUUUGGGCGGUGAGGUCGACGCGCUUGGUCGCAGGCUCGUCGAUGUCAAGGAUUCCCUCACCAUCUUGGCCAACGUGGCCGAGAACCAGGCGGCGCAACGCGACCAAACUAAAAACCAGAUUAACGGCACCAAAACAACCCUAAAUUCAAUUCAAAAAAGUGUAAACGAGCUUCAAAAUGGCUCAGACCCCGAUAGCGACGAGAAACUUCAUGUUCUUCGUCAACAUCUUUUGGGGCUUGGGAAGACGGAAAACCAGAUACAAGAUAUUCAUGACAAAACCUUGGAAAACUAUGAUUCAGAUUCCAUUACUACCGAAACAACAGAAACGUCUAUUUUGGAAAUUUUAGAACUCUGGCAGACCGUUUUCCGGGAAACGUUCCAACAAUACCAUCGUUUGAGUUCAAGACUAGUGAAGAAUGAAGAUGGUGCCGCCGCGCUUAGGUUGUGGAAGGAGUAUAUCAUUCAUGUGCAACAGUUCCUAUCUGGCACGAUACCUAGUGAUGUACAUAGUUUAUCAGAACACCAACAUCUUUGUCAAAUCCAUCAGAAUUUGCUUACUACUCAACAAAAGGUUCUCAUGCCACAACAACAACUUACUGGAGUUGAACCCAGUGUAAUGGAACAGUUUAACACAUUAACCAAUCUUCACAAUGAAACACUGUCUAAAAUAAUGGAUAGGUACAAUGAGGUUGAAGAUCGUUUGCAGACCUGGAAGCAAUACACUGUUGAUCAGGCUUCCACAUUAGCGUGGUUGAAGGAGAUGGAGAAAGAACGUGAACGACUACAACUUAAAUACAUUCAUGUUAUUCGAUUGCCCAAACUUCUUGCGCAGAUUGAAAGUCUGAUUGAUCGGAUGUCCCAGGGCGAAGAUCAGUUGGAUAAUCUGCAGAAACAACAAAAGAAGAUCUUCCAGUUUUGUGAUGAUGCUUUUGCAACCUCGAUUAGGAUGGAACACGCUGCUUUGAAUCAAAGGAUAUCUAGUCUUAAGGCCGCCAUGGAAAGUUGGAAGUCUUUCCUGAAACGUAUUGCGGAUCAAUAUAAAUCAUACGAGGGCAAGGUGCAAAAUAUUCAGAAGAGUUUUGAUGAGAUUCAGAAUGUUAUUGCACAGGAAAUUCCAUCCACCAAUUAUGGUAUUAACAAUCGAUUGGAUAGUCUGAAGAGGACCAGGUCACAGUUGGAGAAUGUAACAAAGGAUUUGGAGGAGUUGGAUGUGAUCAAGGAACAACUUAAGGAGUGCUUCAGCCCAGUUGAUAUGAAGACUAUUAGUCAACGUGUAUGGUUACUGUGGCAUCAGAAGAAAGAUCUCGAGCAUGAAAUCAAAAAGUUGAUACUGCAACUUGAAGAGAAGACUAGUUUGCGGACUCUAUUUGAGACUAGACAGACUAGAUUUGUUGAUUGGGCUAAGGAAUUAGAAAGGAGGAUUGAGUCUGAGACUGAAACCUACGGACCUUUUGUAGAUCCCGAAGAAAUCAUCAGGAAAUUAGAAACUGAACUGCAUGCAGAGAUGACUUUGAAGGAAAGAGAAUAUCAGUGGUUGUUGACAACGGGUAAUGAGUUGGUUAAUGCAUGUGGCGAAGAGUACAGUGAUGUAGUGGCUAAACAGAAUCUGCAAGUGAGGACAAACGAAGUUCAGGAGCGAUGGAACCGCUUGGGACUACUGAUGAAAUCACGAAGCAGUAAACUGCAGGAGAUGAUGAAGACCUUGUCCACAUUGGAACAACAGAUUACGGAAAUUCGCACUUGGCUGACCAGCAUGGAGCAAGAACACUCUAAACCUAUCGAGUUUGCGGAAGCAAACAAGAAGUCCUAUGAUCAGUUAAUUGCCGAGAAUGAAAAAUUGAAGAAGAACAUUCAGAAGGAAAGUGGUAAAAUUGGUGAAGUUCUUAAUUUGUGUGAAUUGUUGCUGAAUGACACGGACGUCUGGAGGACCAGUUUUACCCCGGAUACUCUUAAUCUAGCUAUUAAAAACCUGGAAAAACGAUGGAAGAAUCUGUGCGGUUUGGCAUCUGAACGAAAACACGCCAUUAUGGUAAUUUGGAAACUAUUGCAAGAACUGUUGACGACGCAUGAUGAGAAUGAAAAGUGGGUGGGUCAACAAGAGAAAAAGCUGGCCGAUGUGGAGGCGUUCAAUGGGAAGAUCAAUGACAAGGUUGAACGCUUCGACAAAGUGAGGAAGGAAAUUGCCGGCAAGGAGGGGGCGCGUGAGAGGAUGGAGCAGGCGUAUGCGCGACUAGCUAAGACGAGCGGAGUGGAGCCUGAAAAUAUCCAACGCUUGACGGCUAAAGUUAGAUUGCUGUUGAGCAGAUGGGGCGCAUUGCGAGCACGCGCCGACGACCUCAACGUCUACAAGGAAUUCCGAGACGUUCAGGGCAGCGCCCUAGUCGGUCUAGCGAAGGUUGACGCGCGUCUCACACAAUUGCAGCAUUUGGCACGCGACGAUCAACAGAGCGACAGCGAUAAACUUGCUGAACUACAAAAUAUCGAAGAAGAACUCUCCACAUACAAUCAAUCCCUGCAAGAUGCAGACGAGCUGGGCUUAAAGAUUAUGCAAAAGGCCCAACAGGGCAAACCCAAAGAUUCGAAACAAUCAAAGGAGGAAAUUUCCAAGGUGCAGACAAUGAUUGAUGAAUACCAGUUGUUGUGGAAGGACAUUCAAACGCGCAUAUCUACAGUGAAAAUGGAUUUGCAGAAACAGAUCAAAUCUCAAACUGAUCGCCUCAGACGAGAGGAGGCUGUUCAGGUUGAGACUCUUAAAUUUGAAACUGACGCUGGUGUGCAGGUGGAUACUUUGCCGAAACACUUGCAGCGCAUGACAUCUCUUAGCGCAAAGGAUGCUUAUUUGAUGGAAUUGUAUGCCGCCUUGGACGAGUGUUCGAAACAUAUCAACACUCUGGACGACAUGGUUUUGGCACAGAUUCCUCAACAAGGAUCUCCUGAACUUCAUACUACAGGCAAGAAGAUCGCCAAACAGACAGCAAGUUGCGAAUCUUCUGUCGAACUGAUCAAUCAUCUUUGUGAGACUCUGAUCAACGACUGUAGCGCGUCUCCAGAAGAAGCUUGCGCGGACCGCGUCAAGGACCUGUCUCAGAAGUAUCAAGUACUGUUGGGACAAGCCAAGACAAAGGAACAUAAAAUCAGAGAACUUAGGUCUACCUUUGAUGCUUAUAACUUUUUGUGUGAACAUGAGGCCGGUAGACUCCUGUGUCCCUUGUGCACAAAACGAAAUUGGGCCCAAUUGGAAAACGACCUUUGGCGUUUAGAACAAUGGCUGCAGGUUGCUGAAGGUACUCAGAAGACACAGAAAUCACCGCCGUCCAACUUUGAGCAGUUGGAGGACGUUAUUCAAGACCAUCUAGAGUUUGUACUGGACCUAGACAGCCAUAAGAGUAUAGUCAGAUCCCUGAAUAUCGUCGGGUCCCAUUUGGCUGACCAUACUGAAGACACUGAACGGGCGGAUUCUCUCAGGAAACGUCUCGACAGUGAUAACAAACGCUGGGACGUUGUUCGUAAUAAAGCCUCUGAUUGGCAGAACUCUUUACAACAUGCACUUAUGGCGAACAAUCAAUUCCAUAACACGGUGACAGAACUUUGCGUGUGGCUGGAUGCCGAGGAACAAAAGAUACGUGCCUCGGAACCAGUUGACCUCACAGCAUCGCCUGAAACCAUUGACGCCAAGCUGAUGCAGUUUGUUGAAUUUAAAUGUGAUUUGGAGCGUUGCGAACCGCGAGUGAUGAGUCUGCAGGAAACGGCGAAUCAACUCUUGCGCGCUGAAGAUGCUCCCGUCGGCUCGUCGGGGAUUUGCUCCCGUCUUACCGAUCUACGUCUGAAGUUGCAAUCGCUCGUGCGACUCACCACCAUCUACAUUCUGAAACUCGCGGGCGUGCUCGGCAGAGACGCAAGCGCCAUUUUGCAAACUCGCGUCGGCUCUGGCCCUAUGCUCAAUCUAAGUCAAGACCUCGCCGCCAACCAAGACGCCAAGCCGGGCCCCUCCAGCGCUCAAGGCAGCGAGGCGAACACGAAUACGCAAUCGGAUGAAAUAGAUGUGUCCGUGUUGCGACGAAGCUACACAUUUUUGGGCCGCGUCGUGCGUGCCUCGAUGCCCUUCCAGGCGGUGAUGCUACUCUUGUUGGGAGCGGCUGCGUUGGUGCCGUUUACCGAGGACGAUUUUAGCUGCUCGCUUGUGAACUCGUUUGCGAACAGCUUGCAUCCAUCACUACACCACAAUGGCCCGCCGCCGCCUGUGUAAACAAGGCACUGACGACGGCCAUCUUGAAAGGCUAAAUACACAAACAAAAUCGAAAUCAACACAAAGACAAGCGGAAAUUUCCGCCGUAUUGAAUUUAAUGCAGAUGUGUCCAGAGAACGAAAUGUCAUUCCAAUAGUUUUAGUUUGUAAUUUGCAAAACAAUUGUAAUUUUCGCGACUUAAUUGAAACGCGACUGUGCAAUUCCGAUUAGUUAGUUACUGGCAUUAGAUGAUGCGUAUUUAUGUCGUUUUUUAUAUAGAGAUUUAGCGUAGACUUGUUUUAGCGAUUGUAAAGAAGACAUUGUAAAAUUUUGUACAUGAAUCGAACACGUAUUUGUAUAUUGGGGGAUUUCUGCGUGACGAGUUGCGAACGCACACGAGAUGCGAGAACGAUUUUAAAAUGUAAAUUUCAAUUUUAUCUAAUUCUUAGUGUUUACUUACGUAUACUUUAUUAGUGGCUGUACGACCAAUACUACUAAACUAGAACAUUAUAUGUUCAAAUUGGUGUAAGGUUUGUCAAGGGAGUGGAACACCUUGUCAUGUCCUUUAUCUAUUUGAAUGUUGCAAGAUGGCGUCGCUUCAGAAGCUCUCCACUCGGAGCGACUCCAUUUUAAUUGUUAUGAAAGGAAGCAAAACAAAGUAAAAUACGAUAAACUAUCUCUCCAAGUUGAUCGUGUUUUACUACUGGUUUUGAAUCAAACUUGUUGAAGGUCGUACACACUUCCAACGCUUAACUUGAUUUAAAUUAAUAAUGCUUUCGAUUGUUUUAAUAAUUUUGUAAUUUGCUCAUUGGUGCUAUUCUAAAUAUGUUAAGUUUUUAGUUUGACAAUGUAAUAAUUAUCAGUUUGUGUUGUUACUAAUCUUAUUAUUUAAAUUAUAUAUAUAUUCUAUGUAUAA
This is a messenger RNA of Dalotia coriaria, 23944 nucleotides long. Its product is annotated as titin-like. The coding region runs from base 1 to 23049 and encodes 7682 amino acids. The transcript has 17 exons. NCBI's taxonomy places the organism in Eukaryota, Metazoa, Arthropoda, Insecta, Coleoptera, Staphylinidae. Gene Ontology annotation, molecular function: actin filament binding. The record is from RefSeq and is a predicted model, not a curated record. Gene Ontology annotation, cellular component: nuclear outer membrane; cytoplasm; meiotic nuclear membrane microtubule tethering complex. Gene Ontology annotation, biological process: nuclear migration.